GCAGAAAAGCUUUUCCAAUGUGCAAGUUUUAAUGUAAGUUGUUGCAGACUGCGAUACAGAAAGGACUGCUGUGUCCUGAGGCUGAAAAUCUGUAGAUUUUUGCCUGCCAUCGUAACCUGGUCUGAGCUUCCUGGUCCAGAGCAGUGUGCUUUCCAGAUGCGGCCAUGCCCAUCAUUAGCAACGCCAACCAUGACUUCAGCAAUCUGUCUGUCAGUGACGACAGCAGUCUCGACCGCAUCUUCACAGAGAUCCCCGAGACUGAGACCAUCAAGGGUGUGUACUACAAGAGGGCUCAGUACAUCCGUCGGCCAGAGGACCUGGUGUCCGUCGACCACGCCUUGUUGGCAGUGAUCAACGUUGGGGGAAACCGCUACACUUUCCCCUGGAGCACCCUGGAGCAGUUCCCCCUCACAAGACUUGGCCGCCUCUGUGGCUGCCGCUCACUUGAGGAAAUCGCCAGCGUCUGCGACGACUAUGACGAAGCUCGCAAGGAAUUCUUCUUCGACCGCUCACCAUCUGCCUUCAGGGUCAUCCUCAACUUCCUGGCUGCAGGGAAGCUGCGCCUGCUCCGGGAGAUGUGCGUCCUCUCCCUGCACGAUGAGCUGACCUACUGGGGUGUGGAGAUGACGUAUAUGGAGCGCUGUUGUAAGAGGAAGAUGUACACACGUGUGGAGGAGGUGCAUGAGCUUGAGCGGCGUGAGGAGGAGCGCAGGCAGAGAAACGCUUUGCAGCGUGUGCCGGUGGAGGAGACGAGGUACCGGAAAGUAAUGAACUGGCUGAGAGAUAUGGUGGAGAAUCCACAAUCGGGUUUACCUGGGAAGAUCUUUGCCUGCUUGUCAGUGAUCAUGGUGGCGGUGACUGUCAUCAGCUUGUGUAUCAGCACCAUGCCAGACCUUAGAGAGGAAGAGGACAGGGUAAACACAGUAGCAGUGAAAGAGCUGUCCUCAGGGGCUGGUACACCUCAGGAGGCAGCUCACUUUCCCAAACCCAUC
Plectropomus leopardus (leopard coralgrouper) is the source of this 992-nucleotide messenger RNA. NCBI's taxonomy places the organism in Eukaryota, Metazoa, Chordata, Actinopteri, Perciformes, Serranidae. The record is from RefSeq and is a predicted model, not a curated record.